Striga asiatica is the source of this 603-nucleotide messenger RNA. Lineage: Eukaryota; Viridiplantae; Streptophyta; Magnoliopsida; Lamiales; Orobanchaceae. The record is from the annotation of a GenBank genome assembly.
AUGGAAUUGGAGAAGCUAUGUCGGCAAAAAUCCAUAUCCUCCGAUGGCGGAAAAAGUUCAGAUUCUGUCAUUACCCAUACUCAUGAUCACCAACAAACCGAUCACCCCUCUUCCAAUUCAAACACCGUAGUCUUGGCUCUCUGUGUGCCCACUCCGAUCACGAAGAACCAAACCCCAACACCCACCGGUCACAAUUCCGGCCUCAGACGUCCGAAAAAGGAGAGGCGGUGGCCUCCCUCCGCCCCCGCCGUCUGCGUGUUCAAGUUCUUGGAUCUCUCAUGGUGCUGCGAUUGUGGGCUCGCUGAUAAAUUAAGGCGGCUGAAUCUGAGUGGCUGCGCCGUGGUUUCGAAGGGGGUUUUGGUGGUGGAGGGUAAAAUUGGUUCGAUCAGGGGAUUGUCGAAAUUCUUACGGCUUUCUGACUGUCGCGCGAGGGUUGUCUGUGUGGGUAAGAUUUCAAGGCCCAACUUUGCGACAUGCAAUAUUAGACGCCAAAAAAGAGGCAAAUGUGGCCCACUACUGCUGAUAAAAUUCCAGUUGUGCUCUGCUCUGCUCUGCUUCUCUACAACUACAAGGGGUUUUGAUGUUUUGGUGAAGGGUGGUUGA